AUGCCGCUCCGUGCACUACGCCAACGCGCCUCGCUCCUGCGCUGCCACAGUCAUUACCAAACCGUCUGCCUCUUUCCCGAGCGCACUGCAAACGAACAUGAGAGCGCGCGUGCGCGCGAGGUGAGACCUCUUCCCUUCCCGCAGCGCAACCAUGAAAACCUUGACUUGCAGGCGUUCGCGAUAACGAUCGCGCUCUCCGCGCUUCACCGCGAGGCUGGACCAGUAGCUCCCAGCAUGGUCACCCUCCCGCCCCCACAACACUCUCGCGCCCCUGCCCACCCCAUGCAGAGCCAUAAAGUUCUAGGCAUGGCUCACACUGCAGACUCAGUGUCGCUUUUACCCACUCAUCCCGCUGAUUCCCGCUGGCCUCAGGAGGGCCUCUACCCCGGCUACGCGGCCUUUCAGUCAGUCGGUUAUCACCAGUCCCAACUCUCUCGCCCCGAUACUUUCCUUUCUCAAACCAUUCCACCAGCUGCAGGCUUUAACAGCUACCGUCAAGAUGGAUCGUAUUUCCACCAGCGGCAAUCUUACCCCAAUGGUUACACGGACGCAUUCAACACCAACACGACCUGCCAGCAACUUCAACAACAGCAUCAACAACACCGAGAAUCUUCCAGUACUCUCACCCCUCCGUCCACCAGCUCCUCGCCCGUGAACGAAGUAAAAGCGUCCAAUGGCCAGCAACAGCAGCAGCAGCCACCGCAACACUCCGGAGACGAGUCCGCAGGCACAACAGAGGCGAACAAUAGACGCCUGGAAGCCAUGCUGUGGAUGAGAAACAACUGGAAACACCAUCACCAGCAUCCUGAAAAUCUCCUUCAGUAUACGAAAGAGGCGUUGUUUGGUCUCCGCGACAGUCAAGAUGGGAGGUACUGGCAGCAUCAACAGCCUAAUCCCUGGGAGGUUAAGGCUCCCACACCCACGUCUCCUCUAGGGGAACAGGAAAUGUUAAAGAGGAACUCGUACGAGUACCAACAGAACACCUACCAACAGGGGUAUUACGAAGGAGGUGGGGUGGGUGCCUAUAAGACUGAUAGGGGUGUCAGUCCAGAGCCUACAUCGGUGGCUGCAGCCUACCACUCGGCGGCAAUGGCUGCAGCCGCGGUAGUGGCACAAGCGGCGGCCUCAGGGAAGUCACCGUCACAACACCACCAGCAACAUCAACAGCAGAUUCAACACCCACCAGGAUUUUUGGCCUCACAACCAGCAAACCCGCUUCGUGCUACGGUUAGUGGACUGACUGCAGGUGGGAGGCUAUCAAAGGGCAAGAAGCUGUCAAUAACUGAGGGUAGAGAAUGCGUCAAUUGCGGUGCCACAACAACUCCUCUUUGGCGGAGAGAUGGUCAGGGGAAUUACUUGUGCAAUGCCUGCGGCCUCUAUCAGAAAAUGAACGGCCAAAAUCGUCCUCUAAUAAAGCCAAAACGGCGACUGCAAUCUUCAAGCCGGCGCACUGGAACAGUUUGCUCCAACUGCCACACUGCGACAACUACCCUCUGGCGCCGGAACAACAACGGCGAACCCGUAUGCAAUGCGUGUGGUCUUUACUUCAAAUUACACAGCGUACAGCGACCCAUUUCAAUGAAGAAGGACGGCAUUCAGACGCGCAAUCGCAAAGUUUCACAAAAGUCCAAGAAGUGUAGAUCCAAUGGUGGCUUCUCAGAAUUAGAAGAGCUCAGUCUGGACUAUUUGAUCAAACCGACACUCAGUCACUUAACAGCAGCGAGUCACUUGGCGGCUGCAGCUGGCUACCAUCCACACAAAAUGGCGGGAUACAUGUCCUCUUACCUGGAUGGUGUGUCUUCGGCGUACACUCUUUCAUCUUCAUCCUCCACUGGCUAUCCCCCAGUCGAUAACACCGCAGCCGUUGCCUCCGCGGCCAUGGCUGCGAUGGGUGGUGGCCAGGCCUCCCCUUAUUGCGUGUCACAACCCACAUGUUUUCCUCUCACUUAUCCAAAUAACUCGCAUUCCCAUCAGCUACAGCACCACGCGCCUUACAGGAGUUCAGGGGAGUCGAAUACACCGGCUUCGGGAUAUUUUGGGGACUCCAACUUCCACCAAGCUAGUGGAGUUGGUGGUGCUUACUCCUUCGAUGGGCAGCAGCUCCCAAAGACACCCUUCCCACGACCCUUCUUUCAAGGUCAAACGGAUAACGGAGGAGAGGGCGAAGAAGGAGGCACUGAUUCUACUCAAUACUCGACACGAUUUCUUCAAGAGAGAACAGGCUACCAGGAAAGCGCAAGGAUGUAUCCGAACCCCACCUCGAGUGAAACUCCCGUCUACUCACAGGAGUCGCAAAUAGCUGCGACCUCGACGACACCUAGUGCUACUACUAAUUAUAUUUCAGCGACUAGACCAGGGCAGCAAGAACAGGAGGAGACACCAUCGACAGAAAAUGCCACGGCCCAGCCAAUUUACUAA
Molecule: messenger RNA, 2418 nt
Organism: Mesocestoides corti
Lineage: Eukaryota; Metazoa; Platyhelminthes; Cestoda; Cyclophyllidea; Mesocestoididae
Source: the annotation of a GenBank genome assembly